AUUGAACAUGACGACUCCAACACACACACAACGUUUGCACAAUAAAGUGAAUUUGGACUUGAGUUUCCACUAUGGCGGAAUGGAUGAGGAAUAUGGAGAUAUAGGGGUAAUUUAGGCGUUAGUUGGGGGCCAAAUGCCCCUCGACUAACCCACCGAUUGGCUCUGGUAAUAACAGAAGAAGCCAUCUAACAAUCUCAGCAAAUAAAAACCAUUUUGAUCGCCAGACCAUCGUCAUGGAAACCUUAAAAAAGGUCCAGCUGAAUCGGAGUAAAUGUGACACAAAUUCUGCCAUACUUCCAGUGUCGAGAACUUUUUCAUCAACAAUGGCAGCAGAGCCGUCGUCGAAUAGUUCGAGUAGUGCUGGCAAUGGAAGGAGAGGGCUUUCGCCGACAGAACUGAUGACGGAGUCACUUGAAGCUGCUGUCAGCUCUGACGUGAAGCGAAGGAUAGAUGCGAUUGUUGGUGAUGUAAACAAGUUCAGUGACUUGGAGAAGUUACUGCUCUACCUGAAGCUACCCACGUCUGGUAUCAACGGGUUGGAUUCCCAUCACCUCAAAAGCACAUCCCCAUCGCUGACUGUCACUCGGAUAGAGCAGACACAAGCUUUCAACUGGAUCCACAGUCAUCUGGAGGAAUGUAGUGAGACAUCGCUUCCUAAACAUGAAGUCUACGAAGACUAUCGUGUGUACUGUGAGUCCGCAAGUCGUCGGGUGCUGAGCCAAGCUGACUUCGGCAAGAUCAUGAAAAACGUCUUUCCUAAGGUGAAACCACGACGACUCGGGACUCGUGGAAAUGCAAAAUAUUGCUACAGCGGUCUACGCAAGAAAUCUGAUAUUCAGCCACCGUCACUGCCGUCUAUGGACUCCCCUCGUAAAAUUGGACCAAAUGAUUUUUCUCGAAGUUCUUCCUUGUGCAAAUGUGGUGAGGAGCAGCACCAGCUGAAUCUCGCCAACUCCGCCGUCGUCUGCGAGUGGGCUGACAAGAUCUUAGGCUCAAGGUUUCAGACCACCGAUGAGCUCGCCCACCACCUUGCCAGCAAUAAAAUAGUGUCGAACUCGGUGGCGUCGUUCACGGUACUCUCCACGAGAGGGAAGGAUUCAUCAUCCCUGGGAAUGGUGAAGCUGCCGAGCACGCCUGAGGAACGUAGAAAGGAGACGAACAGCCAGCUGCAGAGGACCAUUCACCAGCGCCAGCUGAGCAGACUCAAAGAGCAACAGGCCAACGAGAAGAACAACCACGCGAAGACUGGGGAUGGUGUGAAAACUACUAAACAGUGGGAGGAGCGGAAGGGGUUAAGUCGGAGCCACAGCGUCCCCAACGAGAUCCAAAUGAAUGCAAGAAUCGAGAGCCAAAUGGGAAGUACAAAAUGCGAGGAGGGUCUUAGUAAUGGAAGCCGUCCUCACAACAGGGUGAGCGAUCAGCAGAGGAACCCUGCACAGUCGAAUAACAAUAGCAAUAACAGUAACCAAACUGCUGCAGGUUCAACAGCCGUGGUGUUGACUACCACCACUAAUAUCAAGGAGAGCCCGAACAAGCGUCGUUUCACUCCCAUACAACCAAAGACUCCAGUGCGAGACAGUACUGUCAAAAUCCCUGUCAACAACACACAAGUGGUGCUUGUCCAACCCAAUGGUGCCAUUGUCAAUGCAAAAGGACAACCGAUCCAGCAGUUGCCUCCUGGAGUCCAAUUGUAUAAGUUCGCUGGCGUCGGUGGGUCUUCUCAGCCGAUGGCCACGUUGCCAGUGCAGAACAUUCCAAACUCUAAGCCAGUUGCGUUUGGGUCUGCCAAGUCAAACGGAUCGUUGCCUGGAAUGAAAAACGGUCAGAAUAUUAUGGUUUUGCCGCAACAGGUCAUAAAAGGGUCUCCUGUCGCGGGGAGUGUGCUGGUGGUCAAACAACCGCCUUCAGCCAGCCUUGCCACCAACCUGGUCAGUGCAUCCAUAUCAGGAAGCACAGCCUCAACAGGACACCAGGACUUUCUCAGGACCUCGGCUUCCCAGAGCAACAAUCCAAAUGUCAUGCUGCAGUUACAAUCAGAUGCUGGAGGCCCACUACCUCAGGGAGGCACUAACUCUUCUCAUUCAGGUAUUGUCCCAGUAGUGACUUCAUUGUCCCCGCUUUCGAACGUCCGGGGAGAUCUCUCUUACUUGCCAACUAAAUCUACAUCUUGUCCUUCCAGUUCAACAGUACUCCUGAGACCUGCAAGUGUAGACCCUCAUCAGACAAGCGCACCAAACACAAGCAAUUUAUCUGUAGCUUUUAAUUCACAGACAACCGACUUUGCAACUGUUCAGCUUGCGCAAAACCAAUCAACAUCGGUCACCUUCGCCACCCUGCCCAUGCGCAAGGAGGUUUCGGAGGGCUCAUCUGCAGUGUUAUUGGGAGGACGUCCGGAGUCCAACAUAGUACCUUCAGAUGGAAGAUUUCAGUCUUGCACAACUUCCAGCGAUGCACAAAUUCCAGUAAAUGUUGCGAAUUCAGCGUCUGCGCUGUUGGCCAUCUUUUCCAACUCGGCAAACCGGGAGCAGAUUCACGAAGAGAACCGAGCAGUUAAACGUUCCCCCAGCAGAAUGAUCUCACAGCAGAUGGGCGGCAAUAUCGGGGCAGUUCAGGCUGUCAACUUUUCCCCAAACGGAAUAGAGAAGAGACAGGUUUCAGUUGCGAAUCAGCACAGCAACAGUUCAACGGUGUAUUUAUCACAAGGAGUUGUCACCACUCCAAAGGAUAUGUUACAGCGAUCGCGUCUUGCGACACCUGCGGGCACGAGCUUUGAAUUGAACCGUGGGGCUCAUCAAGGACUGCAGAAUACUGCAGUUACAUCUCUGACUGUACCAAUCAAAGGACAACAAGCAUACUCGCAGUCCAUCUCCUCUAGCAGUCUGAUGUCGAUGUUAAAAGCACCAGUAUUGGAGACAACCCAUUUAAACCAUCAACAGAUGUCUGACCCCGUGCAAAACAGAAACGGCGCCAACCCUUUGCCACUAACCUGCGAGUCUUUGCCUGUUGUCAACGUUCCGAUCCAUACUAGUGAUCAGCCUUUUGUGUCGCAGGGAUCUAUUGAGAUGCCGAUUGCUUUUGAAGUCGGCAACAAACGGUUUGCCCUCGCGUCUAGUAAUCAGUUUGUACAGACCUCGUCUGGUGUGCCUUUCCAGAUACUCUCACAGAUCAACGAGCUACCAGCUGAGACCACCGAUGCAGUCAACGUGAACACAGAGGUGAAUAACGAAAUGGAAGUGCUCGGCAGUCGAUUCCAAGGCACUCAGGCUGUGCUUUCUGGUGGGCUUGGAGUUGCUUUCGGACAAUGUACACCGGUGGGAAACCCUCAGCAUCAAGUGGAGAUCGAUGUCCAAGGAAGGCAGAGCACCACACCAAGCUUCAAUCCUCAUUCUAACACAUCAACGCCAAUACCGCCAGCCAUGGAGACCAUUCCAAUCAGUCCCACAGAUCCUGGUCAAGUAGUUUUCAAGUUCACCCCAAUCCAGCUGAGUGGAGAGCAGCUGGGAGCCAGUGUGACUAGCCCUAGUCCGGUGAAGCCCAUGCAGAAGCCAAAACCGACCCAUCUCUCUACAUCUCAGGGUAGCUUUGCCACUCCCAGUCGCAAGCGACGAAGCUCUGGCACGAUAAGGCGGCCAAACAUCAACAGUACAAUCUCUCUUCCACCUGCUGUAAGCCGACAGAUUACACCGACUCCAUCUCCCAAUGAGAGUCGAUGUUCAACGCCGCUGUCGCCAUCUAUGUUGGUCAACAGCCAAGCUGACACGGCCAGUAUGCCGCCCCCAUCGCCUGUAAUGAUUCCGUUAGACCAGCCUACAACCAGCCGAGGAUCAAUCAACCGUGAACUGUGCUCCCAAACCCUUGGCCAAGUAUCCUGGGGGGCGAAUGUAGUCGGGAAUCGAAAAAGGCAUCCAUCUGGACCACCCACCUUAAUGCAGCCAGCAAAACAGCUCUCCUUAGAUGCGGCAAGCUUUCUGCCGGAAGACCUCAACGACCUGAAUAUCCAAGCAUAUGAUUCCAGUUUUGAUUUGGGCCGAGCUCAGCAACAGUACCAGCGGAGUCACAGCGUCCCGCUACCGGCCUACCAGCCAGUUGUCCUCAGCCAAGACCGGUUCAUAUCAAACUUCCCAAUGUCUGCCGAUCAAAGAGGAAUCACUGUCAACAAUAGGAGUUUCGGGGCGAAGCGUAACCUCACCCAAGAGCUACAGGUGAUACACGUGUCAGAUGAGGACUUCAACCCAGAAGAUAAUUUCUUGGGCGGAGGAAGCGUCGCUGCUUACAAUGAUCUUUUGGUCGCUGAUCUUCAACAACCAACAGAGGGGCAGGGGACCUGGGCGGGAGACUCGAGUCUAACAGGCAUCCAGUCAGAUCCAGACUUGAAUGUGGAUUUCCCGAUCAGCUCCUGCAGCUCGGAACAAGUUACAGAGAGUCAGUUGAGCCUUGCCCAGAGCUUGGCGGACAAUUCAAACAGCACCACCUCGACCCUGAACGAAGAGAUAGCUGCAAUGGAUGAUAUGGGAUCAAACCCAGUGUUCCGAGAUAUCGCGCUCCCGAGCUGGUCCCAGAUCGGUAGCCAGAGCAAUUUGACAACAUUGGAAUGCGGUAUUUGAUGAUACUACGACAAACCAGGACACAAUUUCAUAGAGCUGCUUUAGCAGAAAAUAUUUCUUGACACAUUUAACUAAAGCAGAAAUGAGCAG
This is a messenger RNA of Asterias rubens (European starfish), 4694 nucleotides long. Its product is annotated as DNA-binding protein RFX7-like. The record is from RefSeq and is a predicted model, not a curated record. The coding region runs from base 234 to 4604 and encodes 1456 amino acids. Gene Ontology annotation, molecular function: DNA-binding transcription factor activity, RNA polymerase II-specific; RNA polymerase II cis-regulatory region sequence-specific DNA binding. Lineage: Eukaryota; Metazoa; Echinodermata; Asteroidea; Forcipulatida; Asteriidae. Gene Ontology annotation, biological process: regulation of transcription by RNA polymerase II. The transcript has 7 exons.